Molecule: messenger RNA, 2343 nt
Organism: Schistosoma rodhaini
Lineage: Eukaryota; Metazoa; Platyhelminthes; Trematoda; Strigeidida; Schistosomatidae
Source: the annotation of a GenBank genome assembly
AUGCUUGGUUCGUCCCCUCGUAAUGUUGUGCGUGUAGGGUCGAGGCGCAGUAAUCUGGCACUUCUACAGACUGGAAUGGCAGUUAAUUUACUCCAAAAACAGAAUCCACAUAUUCUCUUUGAAGUUGUGGAGAUGGCAACUGUCGGCGACAAAAUUCUUGACGUUUCGUUAUCAAAGAUAGGUGAUAAAAGUUUAUUCACAAAGGAACUUGAAAAUGCCUUACUUAGUGGAGAAGUUGACCUUGUCGUACACUCACUUAAAGAUGUCCCAUCAAUCCUCCCUUCUGGCUUAGUCCUUGGGUGCGUGUUUGCCAGAGUAUCUCCAGAAGACGUUGUUUUAAUGGCUCCACAUUAUCGUGGGAGAAAACUUUCUGAUCUCCCUAUCGGAUCUACAGUUGGAACAAGUGCUGUUCGGCGCGUAGCCACACUUACACGCAAGUACCCAAAUCUAAAGUUUGUAUCCAUACGUGGAAAUUUAAACACAAGGCUUGCCAAACUCGAUACUCCUCCAGCUUCCAAAGAUAAUUGCUGUUCAGGCAAUCCAUCUCCAAGUUAUGAUGCGAUCGUUCUAGCUAAGGCGGGCGUUGAGAGGAUGGGCUGGUCGCACCGUAUUGAUCAGGUUUUAACCGAUUCUUUUUAUGCUGUGAGUCAAGGUGCAUUGGCUUGUGAAUGUCGUCUAGUCGAUAAUUUCAUUAUGGAUUUGUUAUCGCGUAUCCAUGACGAGUCAGCUGCCUUGACAACUAUUGCUGAGCGCAGUUUGAUGCGUCAACUUGAUGGUGGUUGUUCUAUCCCGAUUGGUGUGCGCAGUGAUCUUGUUGUAAAAGGAGAUUUGAACUAUUAUCAACUUACUCUUCAUGCAAAUAUACUCAGUGUUGAUGGUGGGAGGAGUAUAGAAAGAUCUGCCUCUGUUGUUUUUCCAGAUAGAAUGCCCAUAAAUGAUUGUGUGGAGUCAAGCUGCAAAUUAGUGCAAAAAUCGGGCAGUUAUGAUGACGUGAGCACAAAUACACCAAUAAUCGAAAAUAAGGGGACCUCACUAACCUCUCCUACUAAGGAUGAGUUAAAAGCAGCAUUGGAUGCAACAUCUAUAUUUAUGGGAGUUAUAGUUACUCCAUCAUCCGAAAUGUCCCGUCUCAGAAUGGCUAUUGCUCAAAGUUUGGGUUGCGCAGUAGCAAAAAGUCUACUUCUAUCCGGUGCUGAUGAAAUUCUUUAUGAAAUACGUUCCCAAUCUAGUGGAAACAUUGGUUCAGUCUUAAAACAUAAUCGCAUAUGGACCAUCAAAAGUCCAAGAAAAAACGCAAAGCUUACUACCGAAAAUGUGCUUUUGGUUCAAAAAAAUCACCCAGGCAUGACCGGUUAUAUACUAACUUACAAUCAACAGCAACGGUUAGCACAUAUUGAGACUUAUCGUUUGUUAAAUCAUACUUUAGAUGAGAUUUCUGUUGAAAAGGAUGGAAGUGAGUCAUAUAAAAAUAACAGUCCUGUAAAUACAAAUAAUGAAUUAGUUGGUUCCAAACCUUCUAAUAUGGUUAGUGAUGAAAAGAAUAGUGAUACUGAUGACUUAUACUCACAGUUGCUUCGUGAAAAUUGUUCAAACUAUCCUGCCAAUUCGAAAAACAAAUUUGUUUUCUGUUCUGUAAAGACGCAUGUCAGUAACUGUUCUUUUAUUCUUCAUCAGACUCAUUUACUUUGUGCGGCAGAACUUUGUAAUCGUGUAUUCGAAAGACUACUGUCGACUUCCAAUGCAGAGUCUCGUUAUGUUCUUCGUUUGAUGCCUGUUGUAGACACAUGUCGGUCAGAUUUGCCGUCACUCGAAAAUUGUGUGCUAAAAGCGUGGUCAAACUUCCUUGGUCUAGCAUCAUGUAAAAUUAAUACAAAAUGUUCUAAAGUUGAGGUACCUCCAGACCAGUCAAGUGAUGGCGAGAACGCAAAUAAUGAUAACGAGUCCUCAACUAUACACGUCCCAAAGCAAAUUGCUUGUGAAUCUACAUUGAAUGGAUCGAAGACGUUUAUGAUUAUGUUCAAAUCUCGUGGUUUCAAAGCUAUUACGCGUGGUGAUGCUAUACGCCGUACAGUGGAAGCAAUCAAAUCAAUUGAUUCAUCUUGGAAUAUAUGCAAUUCAUCGCCUUCAGUUGUUAUCUCAAUAACUGUUCUGUGUAAGGUGACUUGUGUCAGUUUGUUGGAAAAUUUCUUCAAAUAUCGUAAAUACAAUAUAGCAGAAGUUUGCUCACCAUCACCUAAAUGUGAUUGUACAAAUAACAUAAAAAAUGACGAAUCCAAAUAAAAUUUAUUUUUCAAUGCACUUCUCUUUUCUGUUCUAUCGAGUAUUAGAGUUGGUACAUGUUUU